UCACUGGCAUGGGUUCGCAAUCGCUAGAAAUAUUGAGACAAGGUGUCUGGGCGAGCUUGACAGGAGGCUGGUUUUACGAUCCACAUCUAGAUGUUUUUUCAAAUACAUUUCAUCUUUACGUAUGGCUCUUCUUACUGUGUUUUCCCUUUACUAUUUAUCUCUUUUUACCUCCCACGUUUUACGUAUGGUUGGCAUACUGCGCAUCAAUCUUGAUGCUAUUUGGAACAAUAAAAUGUGUGAAUCAUGCCCUGCAUUGUGUUUACGACACGAGCGAGUAUCUGGAAGAACCGGGACCAUGUGUGAGUCAAAAGAAGUCAGAGAGCGAAAAGCAACGUGCGGCUCGUAGUAAAUGCCAGGAUCGGUGUUCAGAUCAAGCUGAUCUUGGCAUUGAAUUGCAAGUAUUAAAUGGGAAAACUGAUACACCUCCUGUCGAAUGUUCAUCGAGAAAUUCAUACAUCGAACAAAAUGCACCGAGUGCUGACGCUGAUAGUAUUACUUCAGAGUAUAAUCGUGAUAAACCAAAUUCUACGAUAGAUUUAAAGGUUGAAAUUCAUCGAAAAAAUAGCUCGGAAAGUUCUGAAGAAGCACAACAGUUGAGUAAACCAACUGUGACUAGUAUAAAUGUCCAAGACGCUGAAUUAGUUUCUACGCAAGAACGUGAACCAAGACUGAGAGCUAAAAUUGAUGAUUGGCGAUCAACACAUCAAACGUGUGUUGUACAAAUAAAAGAUCGUCCGGGUACACGUAAAUUGUGUAGACAUGCAUCUGAAGAUUCUCAAAGUCGGCAUACAAAUCAGGGGACACUCGGCAAAACUGGGUCUGAAAGUCGUAUUAAACAGACAAGUUCUCUGGAAUUGGAGCAACAUGGCGAAGACUAUCCUUAUUGGAAGUCUAAUCAAAGUGUUCGUCGACUUGCGUCUAACUCUAUACCCAUGGAAACUCAUCUUACAACAGAUCAUCCUCAAAGUUUAGAAACUAUUUCAAAGAAAAAAGAUUUGGAUAAAAUAAAAAUGCCGUCACAUCCACAGUCACUGGAGGUGAUAGCAAAAAAACUUCAUCAACAGCUAGUGCAUCCUCAGAGUUUAGAAACAAUUGGCGCUACUAGUAAAAAUGUAGAUGCUUCUGACGACAAUAAUUUACCUCUUCAUCCUCAGAGUUUAGAAACAAUAAAUACUAAAAAGAUAUUACCACAAAAUACUUUAAAAAGAAAUCAACUUCAACUAUUACCGUAUUUAAGUUACGGUUCUGAAAUAGUUCAUCCAAUUGCCGAACAAAGUGACGAACAAUUUGCUAAUGAUAGCGCCGGGGGUUAUAGUCUUAGAGAUUCUUACAGUCCUUUACUUACAAGAAAAACAAUAGGUGAUAGUAGUACCUGCUCUAAUCGCGACCGAAGCUUAAGUGCCGGUGGUUUCGAUGAUAGAUUUUCUAGAUUUAAUGGAGAAAUAGCAAUAGAUAAUGACUCAGCAAAUUCGAGAGAAGCUCUUAUAGAUAAAGGAAAGUCAUCGUUUAAUCGAAGAUUUAGUAAUGGCAGUCAAAGUAGUCAUGAUUUGUCAGAUGGGGAUAGAAGAAAAGAAAUACACGAGGAUACUGUUAAUAGGGUUGAUGAUCUCGUUAACUCUGGCAGUAUUGUCGGGCUUGAUUGGCUGUUUGAGAAUGAUGAGUGUACUGCUGAGUCUUGGGCCAAUAAAAAUUUUCACUCAAAAGAACCAGACUCUGGAUCUUCAAGUACAACAACAUUGAGUAUUGACAACGAAGUUAGAAAAACUCUGUUACCUUUGCCAAAUACGACGGACAGUAAACGUCAUCAAGGAGCGAUACCGAAGCAGAACCGUCCGAAAGCAUGUCCAGAAAUUAUAAAUAAUUCAUUAAAUGUCUGUUCAUCAUUGGAAGCUUCGGGAAAUAAACCACGACGGACAAUUGAGUCCCGCCGUGACCGUGAUAGAAAACAAACAAAAGAUAAUAGUCAAUUUGAGCAGGCCAGUUCAAACAACGAAUUAAGUACUUUACUUUCAAACCCCGCGCCUCCAUUACUGGCAGCUCUGCUUAAAUCAGAUACACAAGUUAGUGGAUCAAAUGCUCCUGAUAAUCCCCCGGCUGCUGUACGGAUUGAAAUUCCAGUGCCCAAUAUAUCAAGAGGAAACAGAACUAGAAGACUGAAACGUCAACGAGUUUAUCGUAGACCAAGGCACGAAGAUAACUUGGGUGUUUUUACAGCUCUCGAAGGUUUGAUAUCCAAUGGAGACUAUCAUAUAGCAACAAAUCAUAAUGAUACAAGUGAAGGUGCCAUUCACUAUUUUCAUGACGACAAUGGGCGUUGGUUUGCGUAUAAAUUCGAUGAAAAAGAUCCGACUUCAGCUACAACAGCGCCGAUACCAUCUGGUCUCAAUGAUAAAUUAAUAAAUUCUUUAUUACAACAGCAACAGCAUCAGCAGCAGCAAAGUCAACAACAGCAACCACAUCAACCACAGCAACGCAGUAUUCCUCUUGAUGGUAAUUGUCUUACUGAUUCACUAAGUAAUAGUUACAGUAGUUUAUCUUUGAAUUCUGCUGGACUAACAUUAAUUAUUGAUACUCCACCAGUGUUGUCAAGUCCUGCCAAUAAUCAAACAAAAACCCAAAAUUCAUUGCCAGCGAAUAUUGUGUCAACAAAUACGGGUGGUAAUUCAAAUGUAUUUGAUCCUGGAAUGUUAUUUGAACGUGAUUUUUUCUUUCAAAUGCGUGCGACACGUAAUUGUCGGAUACAUCAUCUAUUGGAGAACAUAAAUGUCAACUCACAGCCACCUGAAAAUCAAAAUCAAAUGGUAGUACUGCCAUUACCAAAUCAUCAAGAAACUGAUAUGAAUAAUAGUUUAUCAUGGAAUAGAUUUAUUGAUGGUUUAGAUGGUCCAAAUGAUUCUAAAUCAAAGCCUACAAGGCAUUAUUACAAAUGGAAAAUAGGAAAAUUUCCUCAUGUUAAAAUACGAUUUGACAGAUUAUCUUUAUUAGCUUUACUCGACCGCAAUUUAACUGUUUUAGAAACGACAAUAUCAACAAUUCUUGCAGUAACUGUUGCUGGUCUUGGAUUACAAAUCCUGCAAAAAGGAUUUUAUCGUGAUAUAUUUGCUUUUAUAUUUUGCUUUGUCACUGCUGGAUGUCAGUAUUCGUUAUUAAAAUCAGUUCAACCUGAUGCUGCAUCACCGACACACGGAUUCAAUCGUAUAAUCGUAUUUUCACGAUCUGUUUAUUAUAUUAUUGUCUCAAGUAUAAUUCUUAUUCUCAAUGAAUCACUGCACAACUUCAAGAAUUCCGAUUUUCAAGUAUACGGUUUACGCGUAACCGAUUACGAUACAAUUAAUCAAGUUAAAAAUAUUUUACUUAUAUUUUUACUGGUAUUUCCAAUCAUUUUUUCCCUCGGACUUUUUCCACAAAUAAAUACAUUUCUUAUGUACAUAUGUGAGCAUCUAGACAUCCAUCUAUUUGGUGGUACUGCUACGACUUCUCUCGUAUCAUCAAUUUACAGUCUUUCUCGCAGUGUGGUAACAGUUGCGAUUUUAUAUGGAUUCGCUUACGGUGCACUGACAGAACCAAAAUCAUCACAGCACAUUUUGUUUUCAAUUUUCGCUGGCCUACUAGUUGCCAUAUCGUAUCACUUGAGUAGAUCAUCAUCUGAUCCCAGUGUGAUAUGGGAUAUCGUCAAGACAAAUUUAUGGCCACCGGAAAUGUAUCUAGAAGAAAUGGAAGCCAAAGUUAUUGAAAACACAUCAAGACAAGAGUCAACACCAGCUACAACUGCUACAACAAUAACGACAAAUGUCAACAAAGAUCCUAAGAUAAGAACAACAGGAAGAAAAAAAGAUGUCAAAAUAAAAGUUGGAGAACAAAUAACAGAUUGCGAACUUGUUGAUCCACUUCCACAAAAAUUACGGAGUACCGUAAAAGCGAGACUGAAAAAUGAUCUAAUAGUUUGUAUAGUUAUCGGUGUGUUAUCAUUUAUCAUCCAUUGCUCGACAAUAUUUACAGCAUUGCAGUCACAAAUUAAUGAUGUACUUUGGGGAGUAGUAAGUUGUCUUGGUUUUAUUUUACAUUAUAUAAUACCGCAGUUAAGAAAACAAUUACCCUGGUUAUGUUUAGCAAGACCAGUAUUAAGAAGUCAUGAACACGCGCAAUUUGAAGUGCGGGAACCCGUCAAAAUAAUGUGGUAUGAAAAAAUUUAUGUUUACUUGGGUUUUAUCGAACGAAAUAUACUUUACCCAAUAGUCUUCCUGUGGGCAUUGACGGAUUGUUCGUCAAAAAUAGUCAGCAAAUUUGGCGAAAGUGUCGGCGCAUUGAUAAUUGUCGUCUGUGGACUGAAAUCACUGAGGUCAGCUUAUGCAGAUCCAUCGUCACGUUACUUAGUGUUGGCGUUUUCCCUAUUGUUUUUUCAGUAUGACUAUCGUCACUUAAGCGAAACAUUUCUCGUGGAUUACUUUGUAAUAGCAAUAGCUUACGCUAAAAUCCAUGAAUUAUUAUUGAAGAUACGUUUCGUCGUUACUUAUAUUGCGCCUUGGCAAGUAACAUGGGGGAGCGCAUUCCACGCAUUUGCGCAGCCUUUUUCAGUCCCACACUCGGCGAUGCUGUUUCUCCAGGCAACAAUAUCAGCUAUACUCAGCACGCCAUUAAAUCCGUUACUAGGCAGUGCGAUAUUUAUAUGCUCUUAUGUAAGACCAUUAAAAUUUUGGGAACGUGAUUAUAAAACACGUCGAGUUGAUCAUUCAAACACACGCAUGUCGUCACAUUUAGAACGCAAUCUUGGCGCUGAUGACAAUAAUCUCAACUCAAUAUUUUACGAACAACUGACGCGAUCUCUUCAGCACAGUCUCUAUGGCGAUUUAGCCCUUGGAAGAUGGGGUAAUGUUGAACAGGGCGAUUGUUUUUUACUGGCAUCGGACUACCUCAAUUGUCUUGUUCAUGUUAUACAGUUAGCCAACGGUCUAGUGACUUUUCAAUUACGCGGGCUUGAAUUCCGCGGGACUUAUUGCCAGCAGCGUGAAGUUGAAGCGAUAUCUGAAAGCAUUGAGGAAAAUGACAAUUGCUGUUGCUGCGAAAUGGGACAUUUUUCAAAUGUACUGAGUAUGAAUGCAGCAUUUGGACAAAGAUGGCUAGCAUGGGAAGUUGCCAGUGCGAAAUAUGUACUUGAGGGAUACUCGAUAUCUGAUAAUUCUGCGGGUUCAAUGCUUCAAGUAUUUGAUUUUCGUAAAGUACUUGUUACUUAUUAUGUCAAAAGUAUUGUUUUUUAUGUUAUAAAAUCUUUUAAAUUGAAACAGUGGCUCGACAAUACAGAUAUUACGGAUGCACUUAAACCAACAUUGGAAAAAAAUUUUGUCGACUUGGAUCCUGUUUUUAAUAUGAAUAUUGAUGAAGAUUUUGAUUUUCGUGCAAGUGGUAUAUCUAGAAGUAGUUUUUGUAAUGUUUAUCUCGAUUGGAUACAAUUUUGUGCUGUUAAAGUUGAUAAGACACUUGAAAGAACACGUGAUUCUUGUCUUGUAUCAUUGUGUUUAGCACUGAGUCUUUUAGGCAGACGUGUACUUGGAGCAGCUUCUCACAAUACUGUAUCAAGUGUUGAAUUUUUUCUUUACGGUCUCCAUGCGCUUUUCAAAGGUGAUUUUAGAAUAACAUCAAUACGCGAUGAAUGGGUACUACAUGACGUUGAUUUGCUGAAAAGUGUCGUCGCUAAAGGUGUUCGAAUGGCGUUAAAAUUACAUCAAGAUCAUUUUAUGAGUCCUGAACAGUAUGACGACCCUGCAGCAUUGUAUGAAGCAAUUGAUAAUCAUGACCGUCAUUUAGUUAUCAGCCAUGAAGCCGAUCCUCUGUGGCGUAAUGCUGUACUGAGUGGAGCGCCAAGUCUUCUAGCACUGCGGCAUGUUGUUGAUGAUGGCAUUGAUGAAUACAAAGUUAUAAUGCUGAAUAAACGUUUUUUGAGUUUUCGUGUUAUUAAGAUGAAUCGUGAGUGCGUACGUGGACUGUGGGCUGGUCAACAGCAAGAAUUAGUUUAUUUGAGGAAUCGUAAUCCAGAAAGAGGAUCAAUACAAAAUGCUAAACAAGCGUUGCGAAAUAUUAUUAAUAGUUCCUGUGAUCAGCCAAUUGGAUAUCCGAUUUAUGUUUCACCGCUUACUACUAGUUAUGCUGAAACAAAUGAACAGCUUUGUUCUAUUGUUGGUGGACCAUUUAGUUUGAAUACCAUUAAAAAUAAUGUACUAAAAUUAUGGAGAAAAGUUAGAAGAAGAUGUGGCGAAGGAUGCUCUUCUGGUGGUACUGGAUCUCAAGACGACGGUGGAUUUGGUAAUGAUGGCGUUUAUGCAAUGACUACUUACAAUAUCCAUUCUGGAUACAGUCAAUCUGGUCACAAUACCUCGGGAUCUCAAUCAAUGGACUCUGGAUGCCAAAUAGGGGGAUCAACAGGUCGCGGAUCAUUGGGCAGAGCAAAUACAGGUUCACUGGGUGGUAAUCGUGGAUCACUGGCGUCUGUUGGUAAACCAACAAGUUCUACACUAGCAAGUCUUGCUGGUUUAUUAAGUAACAACGAUAUUAAAACAGAAUCUAAAUGCGAAACAAGUUUUUCUGGUAAAGACAAAGAAGAAAUAUCACAACGAGUAAGAAUAAUGGAUCCAAAUCAAGUGUACGAUGCUAUUAAUCUCGGCAGACGUAUUGAUGUUAUUUGGCCAGAUGAAAAAAUGCGACAACAAGGUGGUAGGUCGGGCUGGCAACAUUGGGUGCCUGAAAGAGGUAUGGAGGGCUGUGUUGUUCACCGAUGGUUGCCUAACCAUCGUGAUCCAAAUCGACGUUCACACGUCGACAAAGUUAUUUUACUUGUAAAAAUAGAUGAUAAAUUUGUGCCGAUUGCCGAACAAGGUGUAAGAGAUUUAGGUGCUGAAGUUUAAUUUCACUACAUGACAAAUAUCUUGUUGUUCUUCCAGGGAUUUUAAUUAUUUCUUAACAAAAACAAAACAAAAAAAAAACAAGGUUGAU
Microplitis demolitor is the source of this 6984-nucleotide messenger RNA. RefSeq names its product pecanex-like protein 1 (gene pcx). Gene Ontology annotation, cellular component: endoplasmic reticulum; membrane. Bases 9 to 6896 code for a protein of 2295 amino acids. NCBI's taxonomy places the organism in Eukaryota, Metazoa, Arthropoda, Insecta, Hymenoptera, Braconidae. Gene Ontology annotation, biological process: endoplasmic reticulum organization. The record is from RefSeq and is a predicted model, not a curated record. The transcript is spliced from 10 exons.